AUGGCGUGUACGACCGAAGAUGGGGUGGCAGACAACGCGGGCACGAAUGAUGACACUUCAUCCGCCACCGAGGACGACUGGAGCGACGCUGACUGGGACGAAUGGGAGCGAGAAGGCUUCUAUAUCCCACCAUCGUACAGAGAGAGUCAAAAUGCGAAGAAGAAACCUGCCGCUGACCAAGCUGACCUGACUGCUGCCGACAAUGUCGUCGCGGAUGAGAUCUACGGCGCAGAUACUCCAGCAUGGGAAGCUGACUGGUGCGAAGCAAGAGAAAUUGACAAGGCUUUCGAGUUCGUGGAAGAUCUCAUGCGAGUGCAGACAAGAAACAAAGAAACGGCAGAAGCCCAGUCGCAAGAAAAGGAACGACUAUCACCAGCAGAGCGCAUCUUCGGCGUCUACGAGCUGUGCGAGAACGUGCUGGGCCAUCUACCGACCAAGGACAUCUUCCGCCUCCGUGGUCUUUGCACUAGCGUGAAGACCACGAUUGCGUACUCAAAGACACUCAAGACUAAGCUCUUCCUUAUGCCAGAUAACUCGGAGAAGCCUGUCUAG
Fulvia fulva is the source of this 552-nucleotide messenger RNA. RefSeq lists its product as uncharacterized. Bases 1 to 552 code for a protein of 183 amino acids. Lineage: Eukaryota; Fungi; Ascomycota; Dothideomycetes; Mycosphaerellales; Mycosphaerellaceae. The transcript has a single exon. The record is from RefSeq and is a predicted model, not a curated record.